UGUAAACAAUGUACGCGGGUGGAAAUAGUGCCUACACAGAGGUCCAGGCAAGGAAACAGGGAGUCACCUGCGUGGGUCACCGCUAACUGAGCAGACAACUGCCUCGACCAUCGUUCGAGGGAAAAAGCUGCCAGCCAUGGUAUCCCACAGGAAAGUAAGAUGUUUCCACUUACUGGUAAUAUUGGCUGCAUUGGCUGCUGCUCGGGGCCAGUCAUUUGAUGAGCCAGAACAAAGCAAGCAAAACAUCGAGGAGCCGGCAGAGACUGCAGCAAGCGACCCAGGGCAGCGUUCCGCCUACGAUAUAAGCGAGAACGAAAGCGACAAAGAAAGAUCUGGCGAUGAAACGCGACAAAACUCAAUCGCGAGUGGGAACACUGGCGACCCUAGAAUAAAUAUCAUGCAAAGGGAGGCACCCCUGAUCAGGGGCAUCGAGGCCAAGAUUCACGAGGGAAGGGAGACGGAGCGCAACCUGACGGGCAUCCGCGACGCCAUCCGACGGGAGAUGUCCGGCGUCGACGGAACUGAUGGAGCGACACACUUAAGGCGCAUCGAGAUGAAGAAGCGCCUCCACGAGCUUGACCAGCGCAUCGCCGAACUGCGCGCCAAGAAUCAAGAAGCCCAGCAGAGGUUCCGUGGCUUCGUCGGUGCCGUCGACUCCGGCGAUAUCCGAGACGAAAACCAGGCGCGCUCAGCACUGGGCGAGAUCGACCGCUCCUCCGGCACAGCAGUUGCGGGCGCCGCGCGAGCCGGCCGAGGAGUGUACGCGAAAGUGGCGAGCUUCUUCCGCGACAAGGUCGUGGGGGCCGUCGGAGACGUGUUCCACAGACUCCUCGGCUCCAAGUGGCAGUCGCUGAAGGCGGGCGUCAACUUGCUGGCCGGUGUCUAGCUUGAUUGUCGCAAUAAAGCAUUGCUGCGCGGGCACGGUCCUUGUUCUGUAAUUACGU
Messenger RNA from Dermacentor andersoni, 944 nucleotides. RefSeq lists its product as uncharacterized. The record is from RefSeq and is a predicted model, not a curated record. Lineage: Eukaryota; Metazoa; Arthropoda; Arachnida; Ixodida; Ixodidae.